Messenger RNA from Pieris macdunnoughi, 2436 nucleotides. Lineage: Eukaryota; Metazoa; Arthropoda; Insecta; Lepidoptera; Pieridae. The record is from the annotation of a GenBank genome assembly.
AUGGAUAGCAAAAAUAUUCAGAAAAGUGCGAUGCACAAAAGUGCGGAGUUUACUUUCACUCCUCCGCCAGAAGCUCCUGUAUUUGAACCUACCUUAGAAGAAUUUGCAGAUCCCCUGGCAUAUAUUGCUAAAAUACGCCCUGUAGCUGAGAAAACGGGAAUAUGCAAAAUUAAGCCUCCAUCUGGAUGGCAGCCACCUUUUUCUUUGGAUGUUGAUAAAUUAAAAUUUGUUCCACGAAUACAAAAAGUUAACGAAUUAGAGGCGAUUACUCGUUUGAAACUUCUUUUUCUCGAAAAAAUAUUAAAAUUUUGGGAAUUACAAGGUUCGCCAUUAAAAAUACCAAUGAUCGAAAAUAAAACUUUGGACUUGUAUUGUUUAAAGUUUUGGGUAGAUGAAGAAGGUGGAUUUGAAAAUUGCAACUCUCCAAAAAAAUGGCGUAAGAUUGCAAAUUCCAUGGGUUACAGUCAAAAUGCUAACACUAUGAAUUUUCUUAGGAAUAAUUAUGAAAAAAUAUUACUUCCAUAUGAAAUUUUUGAAAAAAGUAAGGUUGCUAUACUGAAAACUGUCAAAAAAGUUGAACACAAAUCUGAGCUAAACAAUGACAAAGAAUCAAAUACACACCAAAUAAAAGAAGUUUCAAUAGAAUCUAUAACAAAUGUUAAAAGUGAGUAUAUAAAAGAAGAAAAACCACAUACUAGCAUAAAGAAAACCAAAACAGGUUCUGAUAUAAAGCCUACUACUACUGGUGAGAAUAAAGAUGUUGAAACUGUUAAGCGUAGUAGGGAGUUAAGGCGUUUAGCAUGUUAUGGACCUGGUCCAAAAAUGCCAGGACUCAAUGAUGAAGAGUUUGAUAUAACUAAGUCUAGGAAGAGACCUAGAUAUGAUUUAGAUCCACUAGCAGAUUAUACAUGUGCUAUUUGCCAAAAGGAUCAUAGAGAUGACUUGCUUUUAAUAUGUAAUGGAUGUUCUGAUACAUACCACACAUUUUGUCUAAAACCACCAUUAAAUGCUGUACCUGAUGGUGACUGGCGUUGUCCAUGCUGCAUUGCAGCCGUAGUUCACAAACCAGCAGAGGCUUUUGGUUUUGCUCAAGCUGAAAGAGAAUAUACUCUGCAGCAGUUUGGUGAAAUGGCUGAUAAAUUUAAGUCAGAUUAUUUUGGGAUGUCGGGCCAUCUUGUGCCUACAAAUGUUGCAGAAAAAGAAUUCUGGAGAAUAAUAUCAUCAGUUGAAGAAGAUGUUACAGUGGAGUAUGGGGCUGAUCUCCAUUCCAUGGAUCAUGGAUCAGGAUUUCCUACCAGAUCAUCUUUAAAUCUCUAUCCUGGGGAUCAGGAGUAUGUAGAUUCUGGUUGGAAUUUAAACAAUCUUCCAGUAUUAGAUGGUUCAGUGCUAAGAUUUAUCAAUGCUGAUAUAUCUGGUAUGACAGUACCUUGGAUGUAUGUUGGUAUGUGUUUUUCAGCAUUCUGCUGGCAUAAUGAGGAUCACUGGAGUUAUUCUAUUAAUUACUUGCAUUGGGGUGAACCUAAAACUUGGUAUGGAGUUCCAGGUAGAGGAGCAGAACUAUUGGAAAAUGCUAUGAAAGCUGCUGCCCCAGAUUUAUUCAAGACUCAACCAGAUCUACUUCAUCAGCUUGUUACAAUAAUGAAUCCUAACAUUCUAAUGGCAGCUGGAGUGCCAAUAUACAGAAUCGAUCAAAAUGCUAGUGAAUUUGUUGUCACUUUUCCAAGAGCUUAUCAUGCUGGUUUCAAUCAGGGAUAUAACUUUGCAGAGGCAGUUAAUUUUGCUCCUCCAGACUGGUUAAAAAUUGGAAGAGAAUGUAUAAGCCACUAUAAAAAUUUGAAGAGGUUUUGUGUCUUUUCUCAUGAUGAACUUAUUUGUAAAAUGGCUCUUGAGGGUGAUCGCUUAGAUUUGGAAACUGCUUUGGAAACACAAAAAGAACUUGUAAAUGCCACAGAAGAAGAGGGACGUCUAAGAACACUAGUAGCUAAAAAAGGAUUGAAAAAUGUACAAAGAACAGCAUUUGAAUUGCUAGGUGAUGAUGAAAGGUUAUGUGAAGUGUGUAAAACAACAUGCUUUUUGUCCUCUGUAUCAUGUGUAGAAUGUAAGCAAAUGGCCUGUUUAUUACAUGCAGAUGAACUAUGCAAAUGUGCAUACAACAAAAAAACCUUAUUUUAUAGAUAUGACAUGGAUGAAUUGCAUAUAAUGUUGCAAACAAUUGAUUUCAGGGUUAAUAGUUUUGAUAAAUGGAUGACUGAAACAAAAAACAUCCUUUUGCCGACAGCUCCAGACAUAGGUAGGUUGCAAAAACUGAAAUGUUUGGUAGAUGAGGCAGAAGAAUUAAAAAUACCAAAGUGCACAUUACUAACACAGUUGAAGGAGGAGUUUACAAAGGCUACUAAGAAUGUAGAAACUAUAGUUAUAGAGUUAGAUGAUGAUUAA